Messenger RNA from Cyanistes caeruleus (blue tit), 1444 nucleotides. The record is from RefSeq and is a predicted model, not a curated record. NCBI's taxonomy places the organism in Eukaryota, Metazoa, Chordata, Aves, Passeriformes, Paridae.
UUUUCUUCUCCUAACAAAAUAUCACGCUUCGGUUUCCUGACUGUGCUCCCCAGCUCAACCUUCCCAGAUUUCCCUAUGGAUUCUAAUAAUGGCAACUGUAGAGGCGCCGGCAUCGACCGCUGCAAGUGCAAGCCUGUAAAGGCUACCCAGAAGACUUACCUACGCAACAACUACAACUACGUCAUUCGGGCUAAAGUGAAGGAGGUGAAGACUAAAUGCCACGACGUCACCGCAGUAGUGGAAGUAAAGGAGAUCCUGAAAUCUUCCCUAGUGAACAUUCCAAAGGACACUGUAAACCUUCACACCAAUUCUGGCUGCCUGUGCCCACCUCUCAGUGCCAAGGAAGAGUACAUCAUCAUGGGCUACGAGGACGAGGAGCGCUCCAGGUUACUCUUGGUGGAAGGCUCCAUAGCUGAGAAGUGGAAGGAACGUCUUGGGAAAAAAAUAAAGCGCUGGGAUCAGAAACUCCGCCACCUUGGGAAGGGGAAGGGAGAGGCUGGACACAGCGACUCGGCUCCCAAGCCUGGCAAUCCCAGCAGUGCCCAGCAGCCACGCAGUUAAACCUGGGCUGCUGCACGCUGACAUGCAGGGGGACUGUCUACCAAGACUUCAUUGUUGGAGCAGCAAAGGAGGAAUUGCACUAUUGCACGUUAUAUUCUAUUGUUUACUACAAAAUAAUGUUUUAGCUUUUAUUAGUUUUUAUUCUCCCUCUCGUUUUCCAACUUUUUUUCUUUUUGGAUAUGUGCAAGUUCUGGAAAUGUAUAUUUUUUUGUAGAAAACUGCCCUUAUGAGAUGAAGAAAGACAAGGACAUGUUCAAUCUACCUUUUUUAUCCCCUGAAUCUUCUUUGGGAGAAAGUUCUGAUGCAAGCAGGAAUGAAAUCCGGCAAAGACCAGUGCUUAAAGUCAUGACUCACACUGGCUUUCCCUGUUCACUCUUUCUUGGUCACUGUUUGCUGAAACUUGCUCUCUUUUGUGUAGGUUGUUAUUUGGGCUUAAGUGUGUCAUUUUUUAUAUUUGAAAUAUAAUUCUGAAAUAUAUAAUUUUUUUUUUUUGUUAAGAGAACUGUUUGAAUCAAUACAGUUUUCUUAAGUUUUCUUACAGAUAAACCACUUGUAUAAGGCAGAGUCUAAAUCUUUCCUGCAACAAACACAAUGUGCAUUCACACAGGGAACCUGGGUUUUCCAGUGCUUUGGACCUUGAAGGAAAGAUUGUCUAGUUCUGUAACCAUAAUUUAUAACAUGUUUCUUCUCUUAUAAUGGCAGUUUUUAUCCCCUUUUCUCAGCUGAGUUAUAGGAGUAGACAGACUUGCCAGGCCUGCUUCUCAGUACAGCUGCAGUUUUAGCCUUUUGAUUUUGUGUUGUUAUUCUUAAGUCCGUGCCUACAUAAACAAAUGUUCAAUACAUAUGUCCAAUAAAAGAAUUGUAGUCACCAACACAGACCUUA